Messenger RNA from Aspergillus campestris IBT 28561, 3512 nucleotides. RefSeq names its product DEAD/DEAH box helicase. Gene Ontology annotation, molecular function: ATP-dependent chromatin remodeler activity; ATP binding; chromatin binding. Lineage: Eukaryota; Fungi; Ascomycota; Eurotiomycetes; Eurotiales; Aspergillaceae. Gene Ontology annotation, cellular component: nucleus. The record is from RefSeq and is a predicted model, not a curated record. The coding region runs from base 111 to 3512 and encodes 1133 amino acids. The transcript has a single exon.
UGAAGAGAGAAAGUCAAAAGUGAGACCCAACAGUCGCAUCUCCUCCUGAACCGGAUCAUGUUAGUCCCAUCCCAUCCAGCUGGGUUCUUUUGAAAAAGUUUGCUCCCACUAUGGACGACUUAAUACCUGACACCCCCGUCCGCGACAGAAAAGUUGUCCCCGGCACUCCGACCGACCCCAGAGAGGAUCAGGACUACGAGACCGUUGCCACCCUUCCUCUGCCAGAUCGCUACCACCAACCACCCGCAGCAUCCCAAUCCUGGACCCCGGUCUCUCAGCGUCUGACACAACCCACGCAGAUCGUCGAGGUCCCCAAUUCUGCAAAAACCAUCCAGGUUCCCGCCUCGUCGCCUCCGCCCUCUUCCUCUCCCUCUCGUCCCACGGCCACCGCUGGCCGCCUGUCCACUUUUCUCGCCCCGGCCGGUACCCGAUUCUGUCCCCCUGCCUUCACCGGCCCUGCGAAGCGUGCCCCAGCGGUAGAUCUCGACGACGACGGCCCGACCUAUCGUGGUGGUUCGUCUGACGACGACGACGCGCUGACUUUGCGAAAUACCGAUAUCAAACCCGCCCAGUUCACCAAGUCCUCGCGAAGUCCGGAGAAAGUUAUGGGCUCCCCCGUGGGUAACGGCGGCGGUAGUGCCAUGGACCGGUUCAAGGAGAUCACUUCCUCCUCGCUCUACAACCCCCAGGGCGCGAAACGGUCCGCGUCCCAACUCGAUCUCGCCCCGAAAGGGAUAUCCGUCAAGAAACCCCGUCAGGAUGCCCCGUCCCGCGCCCACCCGGUGAAUAUGGACAUGGACAUCUCGUCGGUACAUGAGAUUGAAGAUUUUCAGACCCGGGCGAAGGUGGAGCGCAUGCUGAAGAUCGUCCCCCAGAAGUCUGUCCAGGAGUGCCUGUACGCCCUACUGACCAAGCGCGGCAACUACGAACAUGCGCUGGAGUACGUGGUCAUGAUGAACGACGAUGGGGAACCGUUUGUCAUCGAAUCGUCCGAAGAUGAGCUGAGUGCGAGCCAGCGUAUCUCGCCGGUCGCGCCCGCAAAGCAGCAGAUCAAGGCGCGGGGGACCAUCCAGGGCAAAUGGUCCGCCAUGCGCCUGCAGAAGAACCCCCCGCCCCAGAAGUCCAGCAAUGCGCCACCGCCCCAGGAGGAUGCGAAACCGCGGAGACGGUUGAUGAGGGGCCCCAAGAGCCGGGAGACCCGGCAGUCAUCCCCGGAGUCGGAUCGGUCUCUCUCGCCGCCGCGCCCGGCGCAGACGUCCGGGAGACUGGUUCAGGGACGGAAGCCGGCCUCGCCCGCGCGAUCGGAGUCUCCUGAGGCCCUGUUGAUUGACGAUGACUCGGAUUCCGGCGUCGAGGAGGUUCCCGAGAUUGAUGGGUCCGUGGAAGUGAAGGUGCUCAACUUUUUCAACACGUGCAACAUCCUUGACCUGGCCGACAUCGCAGCCAUCACGGAAGAUAUCGCCAAGUUCCUCGUGUCGCACCGACCCUUCCGUUCGUUGAAUGCCGUUCGUGCCGUCCCCGCUCCGACCGCGGACCAGUCGGCGAAGCCCAAGGGCAGCCGCGGGCGGAAGACGCCCAAGCCUAUCGGAGAGAAGAUUGUGGACAAGUGUUUGGAUAUGUGGGUCGGAUACGAAGCGGUGGACUCCUUGGUCGCGCAGUGCGAGGAGCUGGGCCGGCCGGUUGCGACGGAGAUGAAGAAAUGGGGCGUGGACAUCUUCGGCAAGCGGGAAGGGGAACUGGAGCUGGUGUCGAUUGACCCCGGGGCGUCGCAUGACUCUGGGAUCGGCACCCCGGCCAGCCAGCAUUCGGAAGAGGACAGCGACGGCCCCGGCGUCGGGCCCCGCAAGAACCGGUUUAUCUCGCAGCCCGCCAUCAUGCGCGAAGAUCUGAAGAUGAAGAAUUACCAGGUGGUCGGGAUCAACUGGCUGUCGCUGCUCUUCGAGAAGGAGCUGAGCUGUAUCCUGGCCGACGACAUGGGUCUGGGCAAGACGUGCCAGGUGAUUGCGUUUCUGGCCCACCUGUACGAGAAGGGCAUCAAGGGACCGCAUCUGAUCGUGGUCCCGUCGUCGACGAUCGAGAACUGGCUCCGAGAGUUCCAGAAAUUCUGCCCCGCGCUGUCCGUGAUGCCGUACUAUGCCAACCAGAGCGGGCGCGCCGAGAUCCGCGAGACCAUCGAAAACAACCGCGAGGAUAUCAACGUGGUCAUCACGACGUACACGAUCGCCAAGGCGAAAGUGGACGCCCAUUUCCUCCGCAACAUGGAUUUCUGCGCCUGCGUCUACGACGAGGGCCACAUGCUGAAGAGCAGCACCUCGGUGCUCUACGAAAAACUGAUCCGCAUUCCCGCUCGCUUCAAGCUCCUGUUGACCGGCACCCCGCUGCAGAACAACCUCCAGGAGCUCGCGUCCCUGCUGGGAUUCAUCCUGCCAAAGGUGUUCAACGAGCGCAAGGAGGAUCUCCAGUACGUGUUCGCGAAUAAGGCCAAGACCGUGGACGAGACCCACUCGGCGCUGCUCUCUGCGCAGCGGAUCGAACGUGCCAAGUCGAUGCUGAAGCCGUUUGUGCUGCGGCGGAAGAAGCACCAGGUCAUCGACCUCCCCGCCAAGGUCUCCCACGUGGAAUACUGCGAGAUGAACACGGCCCAGAAGGAGAUCUACGAGCACGAAAAGGAGGAAGUCCGCAAGCUAAUUGCCGAUCGCGCAGCCGGCAAGAAAACCGGCAACAAGUCCGCCAACAUCCUCAUGAAGCUCCGCCAGGCGGCGAUCCACCCCCUGCUCUACCGGCGGCACUACAACGACACGAUCCUCAGCCGGAUGGCCAAGGCAUGCCUAAAGGAAGAGCAGUGGUCGAUGUCAAACCCGAACAUCAUCUACGAAGAACUGCAAGCCUACAACGACUUCGAAUGCCAUACCAUGUGCGUGAAGAACCCUAACUCGCUCGGCAAAUUCGCCCUCAAGAACGCCGAAUGGAUGGACUCGGGCAAGGUCGACCGGCUGUGCGAGCUGCUCAAGCGGUUCAAGGAGAAGGGCGACCGCACGCUCGUCUUCUCGCAGUUCACCAUGGUCAUGGACAUCCUGGAGCACGUGCUCGAGAACCAGCAUCUGGGCUUCGUGCGCCUCGACGGCCGCACCAACGUCGAAGACCGCCAGUCCAUCCUCGACGCCUUCCACGAGCGCACCGACAUCCCCGUCUUCCUGCUAUCCACCAAGGCCGGCGGCGCGGGCAUCAACCUCGCCUGCGCGAACAAGGUCAUCAUCUUCGACUCCUCCUUCAACCCCCAGGAAGACGUGCAGGCUGAGAACCGCGCCCACCGUGUCGGUCAGACCCGCGACGUGGAGGUCAUCCGUCUCGUCACUAAGGACACUAUCGAAGAGCAGAUCUACGCACUGGGCCAGACCAAGCUCGCCCUUGACCAGGCUGUCGUCGGCGAAGACGCUGCUGAAUCUAAGAAGACUGAAGAAGCGGGCAUGAAGGUCGUUGAGGAUAUGGUGCUUGCUGAUAUCAAGGAGUAA